Messenger RNA from Trichosurus vulpecula (common brushtail), 4805 nucleotides. It is a transcript of the gene ZSWIM4, whose product is annotated as zinc finger SWIM-type containing 4. The record is from RefSeq and is a predicted model, not a curated record. Bases 1 to 3318 code for a protein of 1105 amino acids. NCBI's taxonomy places the organism in Eukaryota, Metazoa, Chordata, Mammalia, Diprotodontia, Phalangeridae. The transcript is spliced from 14 exons. Gene Ontology annotation, cellular component: Cul2-RING ubiquitin ligase complex. Gene Ontology annotation, molecular function: zinc ion binding.
AUGGACCCUCCGGCUGCCAAGCGGAGCCGGGGCUGCCCGGGGGGGUCGGAGGAGCGAGAGGCCGGGGCCGGACGCGGCGGCCGGAGCCGGGUGGAGACUCUGCUGGACCUCAGCGCCAAGCGAGUGGCCGAAACCUGGGCCUUCGAGCAGGUGGAAGAGCGAUUCUCCCGGGUGCCUGAGCCUGUACAGAAGCGUAUCGUUUUCUGGUCUUUCCCACGAAGUGAGAGGGAGAUAUGUAUGUACUCUUCCCUUGGCUACCAGCCCCCUGAAGGCGAGCACGAUUCUCGAGUGCCCUUCAAUCGUGGGCUACACCUCCUGCAGACUGGAGCCGUGGACAGAGUGCUACAAGUGGGCUUCCACCUGAGUGGAAAUGUGACAGAGCCUGCAGGCCCCAGUGAGCCAGAGCGUCUCUACCACGUGUCCAUCAGCUUCGACCGAUGCAAGAUCACCUCAGUAAGCUGCGGCUGUGACAACCGAGACCUCUUCUACUGCGCCCACGUGGUGGCAUUGUCCUUACACCGCAUCCGCCACGCACGCCAGGUGGAGCUUCGGCUGCCCAUCUCCGAGACAUUGUCCCAGAUGAACAGGGACCAGCUGCAGAAGUUUGUCCAGUAUUUGAUCAGCGCCCACCACACCGAGGUGCUGCCCACCGCCCAGCGCCUAGCAGAUGAGAUCCUCUUUCUGGGGUCUGAGAUCAACCGUGUCCAUGGUGCCCCUGACCCCACAGCCGGGGCUGGCAUCGAAGAUGCCAACUGCUGGCACCUGGACGAGGACCAGAUCCAGGAGCAGGUCAAGCAGCUGCUUUCCAACGGUGGCUACUAUGGUGCAAGCAAACAGCUGCAGUCUAUGUUCAAUAAGGUCCGGGAGAUGCUGCGAAUGCGCGACUCCAACGGAGCCCGGAUGCUUAUCCUCAUGACUCAGCAGUUCCUCGAAGACCCUCGACUGGCCCUCUGGCGGCAGCAGGGCGCAGGCAUGACGGACAAAUGCCGGCAGCUGUGGGACGAGUUAGGAGCCCUCUGGGUGUGUGUGGUGUUGAGCCCCCAUUGCCGACCCGAGGAACGGACAGGCUGGCUUCAGCAACUGAAACAGUGGGACGAGCUCAGCGUCUGCCCGCUGGAAGAGGGCAGCUAUUCUUUCGAGGGGGUUGCUGGCCCAUCCCUGCAGUCCGGCUCUCCCCCCAGGCCAGCAACCACUCGCCACACAGUGUUUGGACGCGCCCUGCAAGCUGGGGAGUUGCGCUGGGGAGACCCUCACCUCCAGAAGAUCCUGGCCAGUGACUACUACGGGCCAGGCCUCAAGACUGGUGGUGGCAGCGGGGGUGACAAGCUGAGCUUUGACCCCCAGGGCCGCCCACUCUGGCUAGGUGAGCCCUUCCCCACUGCCUGUGCUCGAGUGGACGCCCUGCGCUCCCACGGCUAUCCCCGGGAGGCCCUGCGCCUGGCAUGUGCUGUGGUCCACACCUUGAGGCUUCAGCGGCGCCAUCAGCUUGAGAGCUACAAGCAGCAGAAGAAAGAACUGCUCCAGAAAGGUUCCACCAGUAUCACUAAUGUGGAGGGAUGGGUGGGCCACCCGCUGGAGCCCAUCAGCUGCCUUUGCAGGGCCUUCCUGGAGGCCUGCCGUGUGGAGGACCAGGGUCUCGGCCUCUAUCCGGCAGACCCAACCUCUGAGAAGCGGAAGUCCACCUACCAGCAUGUGAUGGUCCCUGGCAACCCUGGUGAAUCCUACUUGGCCUUGGCCCUGGAGGUGGCACUACUGGGUCUCGGGCAGCAGCGGGCCAUGCCCGAGGGGCUCUACGCUCAGGACAAGGUCGUGCGCAGUGAGGAGCAGCUCCUGGCCCUCCUGGACGAGGUGCAGCUGGACGAGAGGCUGGUGCAGGGGCUCCGCAAGCAGGCAGCCCUGCUGCUGGAGGGGGGACCCUUCAGUGGCUUUGGGGAGGUGUUGUUCCGAGAGAGCGUACCCAUGCACACCUUUGCCCGCUUCCUCUUCACGGCCCUCUUACCCCAUGACCCUGACCUGGCAUACCGCCUGGCUCUCCGUGCUAUGAGGCUACCUGUGCUUGAGACGGUGCUGCCUGCUGGUGACCUUCUCCACCACAACCCACUGGACUCUAUGAUGACCAACCGCUUUCCCCGCUGGUUCAUCCUUGGCCACCUGGAGACACGCCAGUGUGAGCUGGCCUCUACCAUGCUGACAGCCGCUAAAGGGGACCCCAAAUGGCUGCACACAGUUCUGGGCUCCAUCCAGCAAAACAUCCACUCUCCGGCCCUGCUCUUCAAGCUGGCCCAAGAUGCCUGCAAGACAGCCACGCCAGCCAAUGCGCCCCCAGACACCACCCUGCUCAACAUCUCCCUGGAACUGGGGCUGCAGGUGAUGCGGAUGACUCUGAACACUGUGACGUGGCGCCGCAGAGAGAUGGUACGCUGGCUUGUCAGCUGCGCCACGGAGAUUGGUGCCCAGGCCCUAAUGAAUAUCAUGCAGAACUGGUACUCUCUCUUCACACCCAUUGAGGCCACCACUAUCGUAGCCGUGACAGGCACCACCCAUGCCACCCUUCUGCGCCUUCACCUGGACUUUGCCCGUCGAGAGGAGCUCUGUGGUUGUGCCAGGACCCUGGCCCUUCAGUGUGCCAUGAAGGAUCCCCAGAACUGUGCCCUGCCCGCUCUGACUCUCUGCGAGAAGAACCAUGCCGCCUUUGAGGCCGCCUAUCAGAUUGUACUAGACGCAGCAGCUGGUGGCAUGGGCCACUCCCACCUUUUCACCGUGGCCCGCUACAUGGAGCACCGAGGCCUCCCUCUAAGGGCCUACAAGCUGGCCACACUGGCCCUGACCCACCUGAGCAUCGCCUUCAACCAAGACAGCCACCCGGCUGUCAAUGAUGUGCUGUGGGCCUGCUCACUGAGCCACUCCCUGGGCCGCAAUGAGCUGUCAGCCAUUGUCCCACUAAUUAUCCAGAGUGUGCAGUGUGCGCCGAUGCUGGCGGACAUCCUGCACCGCUGGACCCUGAGUUCUCCCGGCCUGGGCCCUCUGGGUGGUCGUCGAGGCGCGGGCGCCACCAAGCCCCUGGCCACAGACCGGGCCCCCCUCUGCCAGCUGCUAGAUGCGGCUGUGGCAGCCUAUGUCACCACCACCCACUCUCGACUGACACACAUCAGCCCCCGACACUAUGGCGAGUUUAUCGAGUUCCUGGGCAAAGCCCGGGAGACCUUCCUGCUGGCUCCUGAUGGCCACUUGCAGUUUGCCCAAUUCCUUGACAACCUCAAACAGACCUACAAAGGGAAGAAAAAACUUAUGCUUCUGGUCCGGGAGCGCUUUGGCUGAGGGGCUGCUGGUGCCUGGGGAGGAAAACCCCCCUUCCCCUGUGAGCCACUUCCCACUUCUCCCCUCUCCUAGCCGGGCUGGGCCCCAGGCACAAGAUGAAGAUUUGAGUGUUUAAUUUAUAUGGCAGGGGCAUGCAAUCAGCAUUUCAGUAUUAGGUUAGAAACCGUCUGGAGCGGUUUUGAAGGAUUGGGGGGGUGGGGGAUGGUCACUGGGCAUGAAGUCAGUGGGGGGUAAGGAGUCUUGCCCUCUCCUCCCCCCCUCCCUCAACAGCCACUUCAUCUCCAGGGGUUCCAGCGUGUGUAUGUAUACAUGGACAAGGACCCUAGGAUGAGAAGCCAUACCCCAGCCUCCUGAGGCCUGAACAACCAAGAUCAGGACAGCUCUGAGGGGCCAAGGGGAAGGGCUAUUAUGAAAAACCCUCAGUUGUUCCUUAGGGCAGAUCCCAGACUGGAGACUGGGCUUCUUGGAUCCUCUAGGACCAGCUAGGGUGCAUGCCAGCUUUCCCCUUUGAACUAGACCCUGAAGGAAAUGUAGCAGACCCAGCCACUUUGGGCUUGAGGUCUUUAAUUAUCUAUGAAUGGCAUGUGAAUUCCACCCCAGCCCACCCCCAUCCUCUCCACCCUCAUCCCUGCAUAUGCCCGCACACCUUCCUUGGCCCAGACCUAGAAUCUCUCCACCGACUCUUCAGUGGAAAUAUGGGCUUGUCCCAUGUGUCUGUGGGUCUCUAUCACCUUUGCCCUGCUCCUGGGGGAGAAGAGGAAGAGCCGGUAUCUUUCAGCUUUCCCCUCCCUCCAGAAACACCCACCCCUUCCCCUGCCCAGUGAAGGAUUCUUGUUGACUUUGUGAGGAGGGGAGUGUCCUCCUCUACCAAGCCCCAUGGCCUGGGCAUUAUACCUCACCUCCCCUGGUUCUGCCUGGGGCCUUGGGGUCCCCAGGUAGGAAAGGGGGGGCACACUCCCACUCACUGCUCAGCCACGGGGACUUCCAUGGAGCAUUGUCCCCUAUCUUGCCUUUGGGAAAGGGAGGCUUUCCAGGGGGCUCCUUGCUGCAGCUCCCAUCCCUGGAGAGGACUGAGACAACUUGGUCCCAACUAACCCCCACCCAACCUGCCCAUCACUGGACAACCUCAACUCAGGAACACGAGCAGAGCUUCAGUGCUCUUGCUUGAAUCGAUUUUUGGGAAGAUAGAUGUCAGAGACAGGAAACUCCCUCCCUCACCCCAUAUUCUUAAUAUAUACGGGAAGGAAAAGCUCCAGUCAUGUGGCAUUGUCCCCCUCCCCCCAAGUGUUCUCCUUAACUGGGGCGUGUUUUUGUUGUGUUUGCCCCCUUGUGAGUCCCUCCAUCUGUUGUCUGUCCAUGUGGCAGGAGAAGGGGGCAAGGCAGCUGCACAGCCAGACCCCCUACCUCCACGUGUCCCCAACUCACCUCACCUUUUCUUAUAUAUUAAGAGGAAAGAUCAUGUAAUUUUGUAAUUUUUUUCUAUUUAU